This is a messenger RNA of Dendroctonus ponderosae (mountain pine beetle), 1720 nucleotides long. It is a transcript of the gene Reg-5, whose product is annotated as rhythmically expressed gene 5 protein. The record is from RefSeq and is a predicted model, not a curated record. Lineage: Eukaryota; Metazoa; Arthropoda; Insecta; Coleoptera; Curculionidae. Bases 254 to 1054 code for a protein of 266 amino acids. The transcript has 3 exons.
CUAUACCCACCGGAGACCAGAACCAUUCCGUCAGUUGUACGAACAGAACCGAUUUCACUCACUUUUCCAAAGUCGAUAUUGCGCUUUCGUCAACAAUCUAGCUCAACCUUUGCUUAGAAGAGAGCCGAAGAAAUUGUUUCGAAGAAGCAAUUGCAGCGAACAGUCGCAGGAAACAGUUCAAGCAGCGAGUUGCUACGAUUGAUAGUGAUUAAUUGUUUUUUUUUCAAAACUAAUUUAAAAGGCAUAAAAAAACAUGAUGGGUUUAGCCGGUGUUUUGUGCUUAUGUGCGUUGUUUGGUGGACUGCAGGGUUCCGCAAUACCCAUGUGGGAGUAUUUAAGUAAACAAGAAAAAACUUCCUAUAUUUAUUCACUAUUUGCAAAUCAAGUUGACAAAUUCUGUGAAGGAUCCAGUAUACCCCUAUGUAGCAGGCAACUUUUGAAAUAUGGUUUGGGUACCCUUAAGAAUAUCGAAGAAGAGGAUUUGGACGCAAUGGACCCAUAUCAAAGAGGUGCCAAUAAUAUAGUUUGGGAAACCCUCAUGCAAGGCCAUCGCUUCCAAAAGACCACUCCUAAGCCGCAGAAAAAAGGCAGCAAGUCAAAACCAAACUCUUUUGAAGACGAGUCAUUCUCUGAUUACGAAGAUUAUGAAGCAGGAAAUGAAGAUAGCGGCCGUCUCGACAAUGUCUACAUCCUUCCUCCACCUAAGGGCUUUGUAUCAAAAGUUGAUGAUGAAAAAACAAACGACGAAGCCGAAGUAGUUGAAAAGUCCGGAACUAAUAUCAUUGAUAUUCUCAAAACUCCCGAUGGAAAAGGCGUUUUCAAUCGGUUCCAAAACCAGUACCGUCCUGUAGCAGUUUCAACAGAAAAAGUAGCGAGCAGUACUAAAAAACCAAUUUUAAAUAGGGAAUCCUACUUUAUCGAUUUUCCCUUAACUGGUCCAAUGGUAGUGAAAGUAUACCCUGAUGGAAGGCCGGUUAGAGAAAGCACGCAGACACCUCAAGACGAUGAUUUGAGACAGUAUCAACUUCAAAAAGUUAAAAUUCCAACUUUUUAAUUCAAAGAUGCGGAAUACUGAGGUCAAGACUUGCGCCAAAACCCAGAAACGGCGAUGAAAUGAAGAACAGAACACUUGCCGGCUACAAGUGCAAACUUUUAUUUAUCAUAUAAAGGCUAAGUUUCUUCUAGGGAAACACUUCAGAAAAUCAAUCAACUUUAGAAAGUACAAACUUCCAAUUAUAUUUAGGAUCACCAGAUCUACUUGUUUAUUUUUUUGCGUAGCUUUUGCAUUAGAUCAGUUAGCUAUCGAUAUUGCAACACUUGCUGAAAUAGGAUAGUAAUCGAAAAAGGAAAGUGCCAAAAAGGAAAGUGUAAAUGCAAUUUCAAUGUUUUGUGAUAUAAUGAAAACAUUAUUUAUUAAUUUUCUACCUAGUGUGUGUAUAUUUCUUGUGUGUGUGAGUGAAGAGAUUAAUGAAUGUAUCUUUAAAUGAUUGUAUGAUUCCUAAUUUAUUGAAUGUCUUGCAUGUAUAUGUGCACUUUAGCUAUUCUCAAGUUCUUGUAUAUACAAAUAAUCAGUUAUUGUUCUAGAUUAUAACAUUAACUAUAAGUGCGUUGUGAUUAGAAUUUUCUGCGCCAGAGCUUAUUCUGGAAAUUCCUAUUAAAAUUGUAUUAGUUAAUGACAAAAUGUUAAUGUAUCUUUGCAAUAAAAUAUUUUUACAACAUA